AACGCAUGUGCUUGUAAAUUGAUCACAUAAUCUAAAACUUUUAGUGACUUAGUGGCUGGUAUUUCUAAUAAUAAGAAUGGCUAAGAGAAAUCAACUGAAACGCCUGCAAUCGCAACGGUCCGCACAGUUAAAACGUAUGAUUAAACCCACGGAUAACCGAUUAAAAGCGGAAGAUCGUUUGGCUCCGAAGAAAAAGAAAAAAGCCUCUGAUACGGAACUAAAAGUCAUGGAGAAACCGCAAGUCAGUUCGGCAAUGUUUUUCCAAUAUAACACACAACUGGGACCGCCUUACCACAUACUAGUCGAUACGAAUUUCAUAAACUUUAGCAUCAAAAACAAACUGGACAUCAUAAAAACCAUGAUGGAUUGCCUGUACGCCAAGUGUAUUCCGUACGUUACGGAUUGCGUGGUCGGUGAGCUGGAAAAGCUGGGGCCCAAGUACAAGCUAGCGUUGAGGAUUAUCAAAGAUCCGCGCUUCGAACGUAUCAACUGUAUGCAUCGCGGGACGUACGCUGACGACUGCCUGGUGCAGCGGGUAACACAGCACAAGUGCUACAUUGUCGCCACCAACGAUAAGGACCUGAAGCGAAGAAUCCGAAAGAUUCCAGGUGUUCCGAUAAUGAACGUUGCACUCAAUCGGUAUGUUAUCGAGCGUAUGCCGGACGCGUUCGAACCGAUGGCAAAGAAAUAA
Molecule: messenger RNA, 691 nt
Organism: Sabethes cyaneus
Lineage: Eukaryota; Metazoa; Arthropoda; Insecta; Diptera; Culicidae
Gene: Bka
Product: rRNA-processing protein FCF1 homolog
Exons: 2
Coding region: 77-691 (204 amino acids)
Cellular component (GO): small-subunit processome; nucleolus
Source: RefSeq, a predicted model, not a curated record